AUGUCAUGCAGCCUUCAACAAAUAUUUGAAAAUCCUCCAUUGCCUGCAGAAAGUCCAACAGUACUUCUUGAUCAAUCCCUCUCCUCAUGGAAAAACCAAAUCAAGCCGAUGCGUCAUUCAUCUUCCUUCACUGAAAUUUUUGGAGAGCUUUGUAGCGAGUCUAUUACGCCGCAAACAUCACCAUUACCAUCACCAUCAUUGUCAUCUUCAUCAUCAUUCCCGGAGCUGAAAUUGAGUAUUUGUACAAAGAGUGUAGAAGAAUACAAACAAAAAGAAGACCACUGUGAAGAAAAAGAAGAAGACGGAGAAGGCGAAAAGAAUGAGGGUUUAGAAGGAAAAUGGUUAUGGGAGAGUGGUAAUGCAAAAGAGGUGAAUGAGUAUCCUCCUCCAAUUUCAUGCAUAGGAAGAAGUGGAAAACUUUGUGUUAGUUUUGUGUCUUAUAGGAACAAUGGAAGGUUUGUUCUUAAACAAGUUCAAAUACCAACACGAGAUUUUCUUCAUGCUCAUCGAGAAGAUGGAAGGCUCACCUUGCAUUUUGUUCAACAUGAUGGAGAGGAACAAGAGUUUUUAGGAGAUGAAGAAGAUUAUGAUAGUGGUGUAGAAAGUAAUAUAGAUGAAGAAGAACAACAUUGUGAAGGUCAUGUAAAACGUAAUAAUUAA
Vicia faba (fava bean) is the source of this 660-nucleotide messenger RNA. The record is from the annotation of a GenBank genome assembly. NCBI's taxonomy places the organism in Eukaryota, Viridiplantae, Streptophyta, Magnoliopsida, Fabales, Fabaceae.